GCGCUUUGCGACCGCGGCCUCUUCCGCGCGACAUCGGCGCUGCAGAUUCUGGGUGGCCUCGGCGAGGUCUUUGCAGAGGGCCUGACCGGCAUCAUUGGCGCCGCCGAAGCCUCGAGCGAGGUGGACGCAACGCUGGGAGACGGUGCAUUCAGCGGAACGGAGCCCGUGAACCGGGUGGAGGUGUUUAUCAGCCACACUUGGAGCUCGGGGCGCUGGCCGAAGUACCUGAGCAUGUGCUACUUUCUCAACUUGGGCAUAGCGGUGAAGUCGGCGCUCGUCUGCUGGGUGCUCGCCGUCGCCAGCCUUUGCAUCGUGCAGGCGUACAUGAGCGGCAUCUGCGACCGCUACUAUCUUUUUCCGCUGCUUAUCGAGCUCCCGGUGCUGGCCUUCUUUGUUUUCUUUUUCUUCGGCCAGCAUCUGACUGGCGGCUGCUUCGCGCCGUCCUUCUGGCUCGACAAACUAUGCAUCCACCAGACGAAGCAUGACCUCAAGGCGCAGCAAGUGGCCGCGCUGCCGGUUUUCGUCGCCAGGUCUACAAGGAUGCUCGUUCUCUGGGACGACACCUACUUCGAGAGGCUAUGGUGCAACAUGGAGAUGGCCACAUUCGCAAAGUACUCGGCCAGCCCAGAAAAGAUGGAAUUCUUGCCGCUGUGGCUUGCUCCGUGGAUGCUGUCUUCUGUUCUGCUGGACCUGCUGGGUGUCACCCUUGUCUGCUGCAUGCAGAGAUCCGCAAGCGGUGAAGGAUACGAAGACAGCAUUGAUGCUAUCGCGAAGCAUGGUGCAGAGCUCGUCGGAGGUUCCCGGAACGUGCGGACCUUCAUCCACAUGUUCUUGGAGGUCUUCCCCAGCUUCACGUGCUACCUCCCAGUCGCUUUGCCCACUCUCCUAUCCUUCAAAAGGAAGAUCCAAGGGCACGAGCUGAUGCUUGAGCAGAUGGCAAGCUUCGACCUGAAGAAUGCCAAGUGCUCCGUGGAAGAAGAUCGGCCACUGGUGGAGGAGCAAGUCGCCCUGCACUUCCAGCCGGAGAUAGACCACGAAGUCAUCGUCGCAGGCGCAGAUGGGGCCGCCGCCCCCGUCGAGGCUGUGGACUCGCAUGAAGAGGCGCUAGAGCGGUUCAACAACUACGUGCAGGGCCCGCUGCGAGCAGCAUGCUUGGACAGCAUUGGUGACCUACAGGAAGUGCCGUUGCACCUUUGCUACAUCUGCUUCCUGCCGAUGUCUUUCUAUGCUGCUGUCAAUGUCACUCCCUUCGCCUAUGGCGACUGCACCAUGUCAUACUCGACCAUGGGCUUUGACAGCCCGAAUCACUUGAUGCUUACCUUCGCCACCUGCUGGCUCUGCACACAGCUGCUUGUCUUCCCAGUGACAUUCCCGCUGCUCCUGCGUACGCUGCAACUCAUCGAAUCGACCUGCAGCAACACGGUCCUGCGGCUCCUUCUCGGCUCCCUUGGCAGCGCGUUCGCCUACGCUUACACAUUCUUCUGUGCCGGCACCAUCUGGGGCGUCACCACUGUCGUCAGUCAGAGGCGCAUGUUGAGUUCGUUGCUUUUUCGGAUUUAG
This is a messenger RNA of Symbiodinium sp. CCMP2456, 1560 nucleotides long. NCBI's taxonomy places the organism in Eukaryota, Dinophyceae, Suessiales, Symbiodiniaceae. The record is from the annotation of a GenBank genome assembly.